Didymella exigua CBS 183.55 is the source of this 474-nucleotide messenger RNA. RefSeq lists its product as uncharacterized. The record is from RefSeq and is a predicted model, not a curated record. The transcript has a single exon. NCBI's taxonomy places the organism in Eukaryota, Fungi, Ascomycota, Dothideomycetes, Pleosporales, Didymellaceae. The coding region runs from base 123 to 374 and encodes 83 amino acids.
GUCGCCCGUCACGGAGGUAGCUUUGAUACUCGCAAGCACACAGCCAAGACGCUGUGCUAGUGCUGUUUGAAGGCGGAUGCGGUGCGGAACUGUUCCAAAACAGAGUGGCCUUCUAAGCUUCUAUGCAGGGAUCGGGCCGACACUGCGAUUGGGUAGCUCCAGGCGGGCGUCGGCGCUUUGGACAGGCGCGCCCGCGUCACAUGCCAGGAACGCGUGGUGGAUUUCUGGCAAUUCAUUCGUUUGAUUCUUUGUGUACACGGACGUUCUACACGGUGCCCUCUCCACCGAUGAUCGCGGCGACAAUGACGGCCCUCGUCGCGGGGUUACCAGCUCGCCCAAGGCCUGCGCAAUCAGAUACGCUCACCCCCGUGUAAAGCAUUCUCCACCAUACCAUGGUCAGCGUGGGCAUCUGCACUCGGUCGUCUUAUCUUCCCAAGCUGCUUUUGUGGGCCGACUUGUGGAGCUUUCUUUUGA